Drosophila subpulchrella is the source of this 1152-nucleotide messenger RNA. It is a transcript of the gene Rfk, whose product is annotated as putative riboflavin kinase. The transcript is spliced from 3 exons. The record is from RefSeq and is a predicted model, not a curated record. Gene Ontology annotation, biological process: riboflavin biosynthetic process; FMN biosynthetic process. The coding region runs from base 122 to 733 and encodes 203 amino acids. Lineage: Eukaryota; Metazoa; Arthropoda; Insecta; Diptera; Drosophilidae. Gene Ontology annotation, molecular function: riboflavin kinase activity. Gene Ontology annotation, cellular component: mitochondrion.
CAUUUCCCCACGCCGCUUACGGUGGCUUACGUUUUCCCGACACUUACGUUUUCUUACGUCUGCUCGAGAAGUUUACGCUGAAAUUCAAGCAGCUGAUUAACUGAAUGCGGAAUAUUUGUCAAUGGAAAGAGCAGUAGUUAUACUCGAUAAAUUGGCCCGCAACGCUUUGCGGUCGCAGCGAAUACCGUCAAUCAAGCGCCCGUCGGCCUGUGGGAAUCACUUGGAGCGCCACCGCAGCACAUCUGGGUCAGAGUCCAAGGAAGUCCGGGAAAUGCUGAGCCAACUACCUCUCUUCGCUGGCGGCGAGAUCGUCCGCGGAUUCGGACGCGGCUCCAAGGAGCUGGGAAUCCCAACAGCUAACUUUCCGCUUGAGGUGGUGAAAUCGCUGCCGGAAUCACUGCCCACGGGCGCGUACUACGGCUGGGCGAACGUGGACAAUGGACCCGUGCACAAAAUGGUCCUCAGCGUCGGCUGGAAUCCCUUCUACAACAACAAGGAGAAGAGCGUGGAGACGCACAUGUUGCACGACUUCAACGGCGACCUGUACGGCCAGAUACUUAAGAUCUGCAUUGUGGGAUACCUGCGGCCGGAGCGAAGUUUCGACUCGCUGGAGUCGCUGAUAGCCGCCAUCCGGGCGGACAUUGAGCAGGCCAAGCAGUUCCUGGGCGAGGAGGACAAGGCCAAGUUGCAGGACGCACCGUUCUUCAGCGAGAAGCUUAGUCCCUCGAAAUAGCGACUCCGCACAUUCUCCUGGACAAGGAGGCCCAGCUGAAUGGGGCCUUAUAGAGAAGCUCUGCCCCUGGAAAUAGUUAUUCCACAAGUUAUCUUAUCACUCAGUUUGCACGAUGUACAAAGCGGAUUUCGAAUAACGAUUCAAGUACUUAGGUUGGCUGUUUUCAUUGAAUUCCGAUUCCCUCAUCAUGACACCAAACAAUUAAACCAAUGGCAUUUACUUAUCAAAAUUAUAAACUAAAUAUUUUGUUUAAAUGCUCGUGCUGCUAUUCUGGUAGAGGCUAUGAUUCACUAUUUUCUAAUGUAUUGAACAUUACUACUACGAAAUAUCAGGUGUUGCCAGCGCGAUGUCUUGAAUAACAAAAAUUGUAGAUUGCAGAUACAUUACAUUAAAUAUUUGUAUUAAAAUAUACAUCUUAA